Molecule: messenger RNA, 2815 nt
Organism: Cuscuta europaea
Lineage: Eukaryota; Viridiplantae; Streptophyta; Magnoliopsida; Solanales; Convolvulaceae
Source: the annotation of a GenBank genome assembly
GGGUUCAAGAAAAAAGGGAAAAAGGAAGAUUAUUUGCGGCACCAAAAGUUACAGGUCCUCAACACCAGCAUUUCAUCUACUUCUCCCGUGCUCAGCCGCAUGAUCCGCCACUCCUCCUCCAUUGUAGUGGUCCUAUGUUUCUGGAGUAGGGAAAUCAUUCCUGAAAUCUAGACCUAAAAUCUAGAGAGCCAAACGGAGCAGGGGAGAAAACAAGAGGUCUAGAUUUCUGCUCAGGAACAACCUGCCAACUACUACUUUACUAGACAAAUCCUAUAUUGAGGCGGAGAUAUAGAGACAAAGAGAGAGAGAGAGAGUAAGAGAGAGAGAGAGAAAGACAGCAAGAAAGAUAGAGAUAGAAAGAGAGGGGAAAUGGAGUCGAUUUCCGAGCUAGGGAGAUCGGUUGAGUCGGUGUUGGGAGUGUCGAUAGGGAAUGAUACAGUGGUGGCGUUGCUCACGACGUCGUUAGCCAUCCUCAUAGGGUUGCUCGUAUAUAUAUGGAAGAGAUCGGGCGAUCGGAGUAAGGAGGCGAAGCCUUUGUUCGUCCACAAGACAGUGGAAGCCGAGCCUGAGGAGGACGCCGUAGCUGACCCUGGCAAAAUUAAGGUCACCGUGUUCUUUGGAACUCAGACGGGAACUGCAGAGGGCUUUGCCAAGUCUUUGGCUGAGGAGAUAAAGGCAAGGUAUGAGAAGGCUGUUGUGAAAGUUGUUGACUUGGAUGAUUAUGCUGCCGACGAUGAUCAGUAUGAAGAUAAAUUAAAGAAAGAAACAUUAUCAAUUUUCAUGGUUGCAACAUAUGGGGAUGGAGAGCCAACUGAUAAUGCUGCAAGGUUUUACAAAUGGUUUACUGAGGGACAAGAAAGGGGUCUCUGGCUGCAACACCUCACGUAUGGUAUAUUUGCUCUGGGAAACCGCCAAUACGAGCAUUUUAACAAGAUUGGCAAGGUCUUAGAUGAACAGCUAAGCGAACAAGGUGCAAAGCGCCUUGUUCCAGUUGGCCUUGGUGAUGAUGAUCAGAGCAUCGAGGAUGAUUUUGCUACCUGGAGAGAACUAUUAUGGCCGGAGUUGGACACAAUACUUAAGAAUGAGGAUGAUGUUAAGUCUCCAUCUACACCAUAUACUGCUGCAAUCCCUGAAUAUCGUGUGGUGGUUUAUGAUCCUGCCACUAGAACUCAUGAGGAUAAGCAAGCUAACAUGGCAAAUGGAAAUGCUGUAUAUGAUGUGCACCAUCCGUGCAAAGUUAAUGUUGCUGUUAAAAGAGAGCUUCAUACACCUGAGUCAGAUCGUUCAUGCAUACACUUAGAAUUUGAUAUUUCUGGCAGUGGCAUAGCAUACGAAACAGGAGACCAUGUGGGCGUCUAUGCAGAAAAUUGUGAAGAUACUGUUGAGGAAGCAGCAAAGUUGUUGGGUCAGCCUCUGGAGUUAUUAUUUUCUAUUCAUGUGGACAAAGAAGAUGGUUCACUACUCGGAGGGUCAUUACAGCCACCUUUCCCUGGUCCUUGCACCCUUAAAGAAGCUCUAGCUCGUUAUGCAGAUCUGUUGAAUCCUCCUCGAAAGGCUACACUGGUUGCAUUAGCUGCUCAUGCCGCUGAACCUAGUGAAGCAGAAAGGCUUAGAUUUUUGGUGUCACCUCAGGGCAAGGAUGAAUACUCACAAUGGGUUGUUGCAAGUCAAAGAAGUCUCCUUGAGGUCAUGGCCGAGUUUCCUUCUGCAAAACCCCCCCUUGGUGUAUUUUUUGCUGCAGUUGCCCCUCGCUUACAGCCUCGCUAUUAUUCUAUCUCUUCUUCCCCCAAAUUUGCUCCAGAAAGAGUCCAUGUGACAUGUGCUUUAGUUCAUGGUCCAACCCCCACUGGCAGGAUUCACAGAGGAGUGUGUUCAACAUGGAUGAAGAAUGCUAUUCCAUUGGAGAAAAGCAAGGACUGCAGUUCAGCAGCUCCUAUUUACAUCAGAUCAUCAAAUUUUAAAUUACCAGCUGACCCUUCAGUUCCAAUUAUCAUGGUUGGACCUGGUACAGGUUUGGCACCAUUUAGGGGAUUUUUACAGGAAAGAGCUUCCCUAAAAGAAAAUGGCGCUCAACUUGGUCAAGCUCUGUUGUUUUUUGGUUGUAGAAAUCAAAGAAUGGAUUUUAUUUAUGAGGAGGAACUCAGACAUUUUGAAAGGCAAGGGAUAAUCUCAGAGCUAAUUGUUGCAUUUUCUAGGGAAGGGCCACAGAAAGAGUAUGUUCAACACAAGAUGGCUGAACGAGCAUCCCAACUAUGGAGUUUGAUAUCCCAGGGGGGAUAUCUAUAUGUAUGUGGUGAUGCCAAAGGAAUGGCUAGAGAUGUUCAUCGCAUACUGCAUACCAUUGUGCAGGAUCAGGAAAAGGUAAUUUCAUCUAAAGCAGAGGCCAUUGUGAAAAAUCUCCAAAUGGAAGGGAGGUAUCUCAGGGAUGUAUGGUGAUCCUUAUGAUUGCCCCUUGACGCAGUCAGUGUCUGCACUGGGUUAUUUCUUUUCAUCAAUUCAAAUACAGAAAGCUUAUAUGACAAGAUCUGUCCGCUUUGCUCUCCCUCGUGGCUUCCAAGGUUGAACAACCCGAGCUCGUGAGAUACAAGGGCAGUCUUGAUUGCAGCAUUUACAUAAGUUUCUUGGGCUUAUUUUCUUCUUUUUCUAUUAGAACUGAAAUUUAUUUAUAAACCGUUGUAUUUCUAGAGAUCAUUCGGAUCUAUUAUGAGUAACUUUAUUGAAAGCUGUUGUAAUUUUAUUUCUUUUGAAUAAGUCAUAAUAAUAAUAAUUUUGAAAGAGAACGUUUACAUUAAAAUAACAAAACUAGACAACCAAA